CGUUUACAGAUCGCCAUGUUCUGCCGACAAGGACCGUAAAGCCGAUGAUAACACGGAUUUUUAAGAUAACAGUUACCAUAUUGAAGACUUUUAAGAGAACUGCAAUGCACGUUAGUUGAAACACGUCAAACUUAUCAGUACUAACAUUAUGGAUGGCAUGUUGAUGGAAUGGGAGAAAAUGUUGCCUGACCCAAAUGAACUUGAUGACCUUGAUCAGUCUGACAUCAUAGACAAUGAUCUCUCCUUGUUUGAUAGAAAAAACGAGUCACCUAUUUUACUGGAUAGUGCAAAUCUGGAAGACUUUCAAACUACAGACAAUUCCAUACAAAGUCUCAAGCCAAGGGAUGUAAUUCUGGAAGGUAAACAGGUAGGCGAAAUAACUCAGUCAUCUGUUGUCCAAGAUAGUGCAGAAACUCUAAAGUUGAUAGAUGAACUUAACUCAAGUGAGACAUUUGAGGAAAGUCAUCCCAAUGUGUCAAAAAGUCAAAUAAAUGAAAAAGAAAUGGUGCAUGACAAGACCAAAAAUAUAGAUCACAUGACAACUGAACCAAGUCAUGUGAAUGGAGAGGUCAAGAAUGGGGAACUCAAGGUCACUAUUCACAAUGAAAUACAGGGAAAAACAUGUAACGGAAGUGAUUAUGAAAAAAGUUUGACUAGCAACUUUGAAAACUGCAUAGAUUCUCCUCUACAAAUUAGUGAUGUUAGAACAGGAGAUAUACCGCCAGAAAAAGAAUUUCAGUCUCAGGUGAAAAAAAGUACAUUAGAUGAAACUGAUGAAAAUAAUUUACGAGCUGGAGAGAUCAAUAAAGAACACAACAAUAAAGACAAUAGUGGUAUUGAACUUGCAAUUUCAAAUGUAACAGGAUCAGUUACUUCAUCAAAUAAUGAACAUGAUGAAAUACCUGAUGAAUUGGAUGCAUCGCUCGGCGACAAAAACAAUUUGAGCAAAAAUAACAAUGUUCUGGCAAAGAAAAAAGGUCAUGAAAAUAAAAAGCUAAGUUUAUCAGAUGUUUCUAAUGAGACAGACAUUAAUUCUACUAACAGUAAGAAGCAAGGGGAGAUAACUCCCAAUGAAAGAAAUGACAAUCAUCAGGGAAAAAAGACUGAUGAAUAUAAUGACUUUGUUAUGCUUGCUAUAAAGGAAGAACCUAUGGAUUAUGAUGAUUAUGCAAAACCUGAAGAAUUUAUGACCAAUUUUUAUAAUGAUAUGGAUGGCCCGGUCAAUGAGAGUUGUGAAGGGGAGAGCAACGGGCAAGUUGAUGCCUUUGGAACAAGCUGCCCUGUUAAUGAUUACACAUUAACAGACACAGGGUUGUUUCAGUGUGUAUACUGUAGCGUAAGGCUUCCAUCCUUUGAAGACUUUGAAAAACAUUUUAAUAUGAGACAUAGUACAAUGUACAAAUGCAAAUAUUGUGGGGAUAAAUUUUACCGAUCACAGGAACUGGCUAUUCAUUGUCGUAUUUCACAUUCUAUAGAAAAGACCAACGAAAACAUGAAAUAUCGUAUAAAACAAUCUGUAUAUAAAACCAAUGACAAGAACAAUAAACAUACACCUACAGGAAAUACAGUAACAAAGAGAAAAAAGGCCAAAGUUUACACAGAUGAAGACGGCAACCAAAUAUAUAAGUGUGCUUAUUGCUCAAAAAAAUUUAGUGUGCAGCAAGCAAUGGCAUCCCAUGUCAGAAAUGCUCAUAUUUAUUUAACUUCACAAAACAAAGAUGCCAAAAGUAAAAAGGCAAAGAACAGUCAUGGAAAAUCGGUGAAGCGAAAAGUUCGUCCUGAGACUGAAAAUUCUAAUCCAGACAAAGGGAAUGAGAAUGAAAAGGAUGAAGAGAAAAAUCAGAAUGAGGCUGAUAAAGAAACUACCAGAAGACAAGAUGAUAAUAAGCCAGUUCUACCAUACAGAAAUAUGUCCUUUGAAUCAGAUUCUAGUCAAAUAGAAGAAUCUUUAGCUAAUGCUGACUGUUCUUUGAAAAGAGAAUUAAAAAGUAAUCAAAUUUAUCAUUGCUCAAAAUGUACUAAAUGGUUUUAUCGUGAGAAACAAGUGGUAAAUCAUGAAAAGACCUGCACUGGAAUUAAACAAGAACCUGUUUUCGAGGAAAUGGAACAGAAAAUAAAAAUAGAUGUUGAUAAUCAAGAGAGUGAGCAGAAACAUGAGAAAGGCAGAUUAGUAAAUCAGACUGAAAUAAAUGAUGUCGAAUUAAGAAUUAGGUCUGAAAUUACUAAAAAGUUACGAGAGAAAAUGUUGAGGAAGAAAAGCAAGGGCGUAACAAUAAUCAGCAAAUCAGGAAAUCUUCGACAUAUUAGAGAGAGAGUGAAACCAUGUGAAGAUAACUUCCUUCCAAAGUACUUCUGUAAAUAUUGUCCGUCCUCAUUCGAAGAAGGAAAAGUCAUGAACUUGCACUUACUUAAACAUUUAGGAGAUGUUGUUAGGAGAGCAGACCAUUAUAAAUGUAAAAUAUGUAAAUGUCUAAAGAGAUCUACACCUAUGUUGUUACAUUUACAGCAACACACUGGUUAUCAAGUCAAACAACUUUAUCAGUUACCAGCCAUUCCAGAGUGCAGUAUUUGUGGAAAGCCAUAUUUAAAUGGUCUACGUCUCAAAAACCAUAUAUUGAAACAUGGCAACAAUAACACAAAUUCUUUGAAUUUAGAUGCUGUUAUAAAAGCUGGCUUAGUCAGCAGUUCCAUUGCAAAUACAUGUUUGAAUGUUAAAAAUAACGAAAACUCUUCUUUUUUAAACAGAACUGAAACAAACAGUGAACAUAUAUACAGUGAUAUGGUUUCAUCGAAUGGAAAAAAUAAUGAAUCCUCAGUUACCUCUCAGAGACCUGUUAGUUUAGAUGACAUACCUUUUCAGUGUGGAAUGUGUCAGGCUCGUUUCCCAAACUCACAGUAUCUUCUUCAUCAUAUAACACUCCAUAUGCAAGGACCAUAUGUAUUUAAAAUAGAAGUAGACAAAAAGGAUAAGAACAAGAAAGAAAAAGCUGAAAGACCAAAAUUAACUAGUGGCAACAUUAUGGUUCAGAGGCAAUCUGUUACUGUACCAAAAGCAACACACAAGAUGGAAACAUUAAAAUCUAUAGAUAUCUCUGGCACUACAUCCAUGACAACACCAAUUGAAAAGCCUCUUCCUAUAAUAAUUAACAUGCCAGAUGUCAAGAAAUAUUCAAACGAUACUGCUGGUUUCCAAAUGACAACUGGUACCAUCUGUAACACUGUGAAUUCCAUUGCUCAGGAUCAUAUGUACACCACCUCAAUUUUACCACAGGCAAAUGCUUCAUGUUCACAUCUAGUAUCAACACAGACUGAUAAUGAUCAUGAUUCGUCAGAAACUGAAUCAUGUGUUUCCUCAAGUGUUGAAUCACUGCCAGACUAUGAUACAGACGAAUGUAAGCAAAUGGAAAAACAAGCAAAUAAAACAAAAAAAGUGAAAACAGUAAAAAGAGCAUCUUCUGUUUUUGAAGGAAAAAAGAAUGUAUUUAUAAGUGCUAGGGUUCCAAAUUUUAAGAAGUGUCUUGAUAUUGCUAGUGGUGAAUGGUUUGAAUGUCCGUAUUGUUUAUUUUUAUGUCAGACCUCACCUGAAUUGGAACUUCACAUGCAAAAUCACAAUGAGCGUAAGGAUCUGAAAAGUGAACCGUGUCCAGUGUGUGAUCGAAAGUUUGUAUCUAAAUGGCAUCUCUCUAGACAUAUAGCAACUCAUAAACAAAAUCUUUAUGUGUGUGCUUUCUGUGACGAAUCAUUUGCAACCUCAAUUCUCGUCAUGGAGCAUAUGGCUGAAGUACAUCAACAAUGACCGUGAUUUUACUCAAACCAUAGAAAUUAUAUACAUUAGCUACCUUUAACAUAGGAUAUAUUGUAAAUUCAGAAAUUAUUGAGAUAUUUUUAUUAACUGUGAAUAAUGCGACUGGGUGAGUAUCGCAAUAAUAAGAACUCACAUUCUCAUAACAAUACAUAGACAUAUAUCUAUGCAGAUUUUUAUUGAAAUUGCAAUCAUUUAACUUAAAUUUUUGUCCAUUCUUCAAAAAUCUCAAAAAUAAAUGCAAGCAAUAAUUUAUGAAUUUACAGUAUACAAUAGUCUAUUUGCCAAUUCCCACCAAUAACCCAAUUACCGACUGGAUUCUGUUGUCAUGGUUGUAACACAAGUUGUUUCCCUUUGUCAAUUGUAGUCACUGGUUCUAAAAUAGACAAUAUAGGCUGCUCUCCUUUAGCAUGCUAUUCUGUAAGUGACCCUGUUAUUAGAGAUCCAUUUGUACAAGUUCUUUACCUAAAGAUAGAUGACAUCAGUUUUCAGUUACUUAAAAGAUCUAGCUGUAAAUCAUGUAAUGUGUGUGACCUUCAAGUUUUUGGGAUAUUUUAAUUACAUUUAUUCUUUUGUAAAGUUAAAAACAUUUAAUAAUGAUAGUUUCAUUUAUUUAAUUAAAAAUAGGUUGAAAGCAAAAAUAUAUUUCAAGCUUUGCAUGCUUCUGGAAAGCAGUGCAUUCUGCCAAGCAGUGCAUUCUGCCCAUUUCAAAACUUGUCAACAAUUGGCAAAGGGAAGCAACUUGUGUUAAAAAAGUCUGCUAGUUCGAUUGUUUUCAUAAAAAAUAGUAGUUUAUAAAUAUUAGAAACAUGAUUCAAAGCAAAAUUAUUACAAAACAACUUUUAGCUUUCCAAAAAUGAUUGAAUGAAAAUUUAUAAUAUUCUAGUUGUUUUAACAAAAAGGAAAAUGUUUUCGUGUCAUAUUAGAUUACAAAUGUAUAAAUGAAACAAAAUCAUAUGUUAUUCAUAUAAAGAUGGAGGUAUGAAUAACCCCAUUUUUUGGCCACUUAAAUUUUCAAAUAUUGUAAAAUUCUUCUAAAUCCUAUAAAAAUUAUGUAAAUAAAAUAUAUCAUUAAGGAUGAUAAUGGGCAGAAAUUUUGCUGUGAUGCCAUGAUCUUUUAAAUUACCUCAUUUUUAUGGUUUAUUGGUUGAUGUUAAGUUUUUUUAAUGUUGGACUUAUAUCUCAAAGACUAUUGGCAUAUAUCCAAUCAAUCAAUUUAGUAGGAAAGAUACAUGUAUUAUAGUAUGUGCUCUCUUAAUCUAUUUUCAAAUCAAAAAGUACCUUAACAAUUCUUGAAAGGCUAAUGGCUUCUGAAACAGUAAAAGUCAAGUAAACCUGAUAGAAAACUUGGAUCUUUCUUUUUUUUGUACAUACAUACCAGACAACAAGGGCCUUUUGAAACACUAGUUAGGACUACCGGUAUGCCAAGGCAUUUAAAUGAACAAAUUCACAUGUGAAAGUGUAAAUUUGUUGACAUUUAUGGAAAUUUCCAUAGUUAUUGAAAUCAGGGUAAAAAUACCAUUUUUAUGAGAUAUAUAAGAAUCUAAGGUCUUAGUUUUAUAAGAUAUUGUUUUAGAUAUCUGUAAUUAUAUGAAUUUCAUUGUAACAAGAAAUGUUCUUUAGUUAAAUAUAUUCCACAUGUUCAUACUGUGGAUUCAUUUAUUUUUUGUGGAUAGUAAUUUGUGUGGAUUGAGGAUAAAUUGUAUUUUUGUGGUUUGCCAAAAUCUGCAUACAACCUAUAGACAUGAUAGAAAAUAUGUAAUUUUUUUAUCACAAAAUUUUUUUAAUUUCUGGUUCACCUUUACCCACAGAAUCCACGAAGUUUGGUAUCCCACAAAUGAUAAUGUAAUAGUACUUGAAAUAUAACUGAUACAACCAAACAUUUAAAAAGGUCAAAGUCCAUCUUGUUAAGGUUUAGUCAUAGUAUAAUGUUCCAAAUUAUCAUUAGUCUCAUCAGCAGAUCAGUCAUUUUUCAUAAUUUUAGUUUACGCAAAUUAAAAUUUUUUAACAUGUUUAAUUUUAUGUUGAGAUCAAAUUUUGAUAUAUAAUUUUUAGGAUUAAAUACAUAACCUUUAGUUCUUACUUUUUUUCUGAAUUAAUUUUUGAUCCAAAUUAUUGUUGAAUAAACUUAUGUCUUACUGCAUCCUACUAAGCUUAUAAUGUUAGGGAUCCUGUGUCCAAUAUUAGUGGCAAAUUCAGGGGCAUAGAGAGCCUAAACCCCCCUCCCCCUCCUCCUUUUGGUUGGAAAAUUUAUAAUUUAUCAUAAAAUUGGCCCAAAUUUUUUUCACCUAGCUAUGCUUGACAGUUUAUAUACAGUAAUCUGGAAUUACACCCCUCCUUUAAAAAAUCCUGGAUCCAUCCCUGAAUAUCAGAAAACACAGUACUUUUGACACAAUCAGAACAUUUUGAAGGAAAGAGUUUUCAUUACCUGAUGCUUAGUUAAUAAGAAAGGCUAAUUAAUUACCUCCUUCUAAAUUUAAAAAAAAUGUUUUCCGUAAAUUCAAAUUAAAUAUAAUGAUUAUAAAUCUUUAAUGUACAUAUAUAUAUAUUUAUAUCAAACAUUUUGUCAAAAGGUUGUUAACUUAGCAUUGUUAUUGUUGAUUGUUGUUGUUUUUCAAACAUAAAAUCAUAAAUACACACUUAUCAGAAGAUGUUGUUGAUAUUAUAAGUUACUAUGGAUUCAUUUAUUUUUGUGGGUACCAAUAUUGUGUAUUUGGGAAAACUUGCAUUUUCGUGGGUAUUUGAUUUCAUGGUUUUUCCGAAGUCUGCAUACGUUGAAGCCUAUAGAAAAUUUGUGAUUUGUUGAAAUUUCAUAUUAGUGGUUCACCUAUACCCACGAAAUCCACAAAAAUAGGUAUCCCACGAAAAAUAAUGAAUCCACAGUUUGUAGAAUCAAUUAAAUUAUGCUCCAUUGUUACAUUCAUUUUUCAGUUUGUUGUGUUAGGGGGAAAAUGUUUACGUCUUGAAAUUCAUUUAAAUCAUCAUACAGGAAACUGUCCUGAACGAACUUGGUGUAGAUUCUUAAGGACCUGGUGUCUAUUAAAUGUAAUGGCAGAUAACAAAAUUUACAAAAAUGUGGGUUAUGUUCUUCACUGUUUAUUUAGAACUUCCACACAUGCAUCAGGCCAAAUUAAAAAAAAGGGAGAUUACUCUAAUUUUUCAAUAACUUUUGAAAAAAACUUCCUGUGACUGAUGUUAAUAUCAUCUUCUUUUUCGGAUUUAAUUUAAUAUCUGGUUUUGGUGAGCAAUUUCUUUCAUCGUGGAGUUUAAAAUUUGUCAGGAUUCAUCACACAGACCUGAAUGACUAUUCAUUUAUUAACAUGUGACUAUACUGAAUAAUUUUUUUUGGGGAUACGUUUACACUAGACUUUAAAGACAUAAUGAUUUUAGACAUGUUGAUUUUAAAAAUUAACCAGAUCUCUUUUGUUUUAAAGUUUAUUUUGACCUUAUAGUAGACAUGAGUGAAAUUUUGAAAAAAUAUGGAAUAUUACCUUGUUAGCAGAUAAAUCAGCAACUCUUGUGACACAUGGUAGAAUAGAUAGUUAUGUGAUUUUUUACAAAAUUUUGUUCUUUUUGGUGAUUAUUACAAAAUUGUGUUUUUAGUAGAUGAAUUUACAUUGUAUGUUAUAGACAUAUCAUAAUACUGUGGAUUCAUUAUUUUUCGUUGGAUACCAAUUUUCGUGGAAUUCGUGGGUACAUGGAAACCACGAAUUUAAAUGUUCAACGAAUUGCAAAUUUGCUGUAUGAUUAAAUGGAGAAUUUUGGAAAACCACGAAAUCAAAUAUCCACUAAAAUGCAAGUUUUCCUCAAUCCACGAAAAUUGGUACCCUCGAAAAUAAAUGAAUCCACAGUAUUUAAAAAUGAGUUACUUGUAUGAGGAAAACAGGGUUUGAUUUCAAUAUGAUUUUGAAUUAUAUGGCACUAUAAAACAGUAUAAAUAUAAAUGAGAAGCUGAGCACUUUUUAUACUUGAUUUAUUGACAAAAAGAAUUAUAAGUAAUAGAGAGUACUAAGGGUAGAAGAAGCAUUCAUAUUUGCAUUGUAGAUUUAUACCAAGUAAAAUUGCAUUUCUAAAAUUCACUUCAUAAGUGAUUUUUUCAGAGAUUUAAAAAAUAUUUUGGAGCAACAGUUCUAACAACAUUAUCAUAAUUAUUGAGAAUUUUAAGUGGCCGCUAAUAAAAUAUUUUGUUUUUCUU
Messenger RNA from Mytilus californianus (California mussel), 7997 nucleotides. Its product is annotated as zinc finger protein Xfin-like. Gene Ontology annotation, molecular function: sequence-specific DNA binding; DNA-binding transcription factor activity, RNA polymerase II-specific. NCBI's taxonomy places the organism in Eukaryota, Metazoa, Mollusca, Bivalvia, Mytilida, Mytilidae. Gene Ontology annotation, biological process: regulation of transcription by RNA polymerase II. Gene Ontology annotation, cellular component: nucleus. The transcript has 2 exons. The coding region runs from base 149 to 3796 and encodes 1215 amino acids. The record is from RefSeq and is a predicted model, not a curated record.